UAACAUUGGCAGGCCGCAGAAUAUUUUGGGACCAGCUUAAGCGUAAAGUGUAGUCGUUUUCCAUUUUGUUUUUAAGACAAUAAUUUUGUUUUGUAAAUAAUUGCAUAAUUAAUUUUCAAAUAAAAUACAUCCACAGAUUAGUGUUGUUAUAUUAUCCAUUUUAUUUCACGAAUAUGGAAUCAAGUCCACUUGAUUAUGUAGCCCAGGCAUGUAUGGAUUUAAUUGAUUCAAUGGUAUCUGCAAAUAGUGAAGCUGAACGUGACUCUCUCAUAGUAAACCACAUUAAAAAAGUUUGGGCAUUGGUACCACCGAUUGAUGACUUUAAAAAAAAUUUGGAGUGGGUGAAUGUGUCUGAACCGCUUUCCCUUAAUCAGCAUUGUGCAGAGAAAGUGGUUGUUUUGGACUUUUGGACAUACUGCUGUAUAAACUGCUACCAUGUAUUACCAGACUUAGCUCAUUUAGAAAAACUACACAAAGCCGAUAAUAAUCUGGUUGUGAUUGGUGUACAUUGUGCUAAGUUUAGCAAUGAGAAGGUAUCCGGCAAUGUGUUGGCGGCUGUACAGAGAUACAACAUUCAUCAUCCUGUAGUGAAUGAUUCUGAUAGUUGCAUGUGGGAAACAUUGGGAAUUAGAUGUUGGCCCACCCUUCUUAUAUUAGGUCCAUCUAACAAGCCAAUCUUUAUCAUAACUGGGGAAGGACACAGAGAUGAACUUGUUUGGUAUGUCGGUGCUGCUAUACGACAUUUCACAUCACGCCUCUCGACAGUCUCACUACCUGCGUCAAUAAAUACUCAUUUAAAAACUAAGGAGAAUAACAUCCUUUAUUUUCCUAGUAAGCUUGCACUGAAUCCAUUCUACCGCGGUCGCGGUGAAGAGCCCUUUCUAGCAAUAUCGGACACGGGUCAUAAUCGAGUACUGUUGACAGACUGCUCGGGUGUCAUAUUGCGCAUAAUCGGGGGAACAGAACCAGGCUUUAAAGACGGAAAACUCAGCGAGGCGCAGUUCAACGCGCCGCAGGGCGUGUGCUGGCUGUCGAGCGCCGUGCUGGUGGUGUGCGACACCAACAACCACGCGCUGCGGGCCGUGCACCUCGACGAGGGCAGCGUCGAGGUGCUGGUGGGCACGGGCCGCCAGGCCGCCGUCGGCGACAAGGGGGGAAAAUGUCUGGGUCUCCAAGCGCUGUCGUCCCCGUGGGACGUGCUGCUGUACUCCACCCCCGACAUGGACAUGUCGGUGCGGCCCGCUCCGCCCCCUCCGCCGCCACCCCCCGGACACGCUCCCCUCGACCACGAGAAACCUGACAAAGAGUUUGUUAAAGAAAAAGAAAAAAAGGACGAAAUACGCCGAGUCCUUUUGAUCGCCUGCGCUGGCUCGCAUCAAAUAUGGGCUCUAUUCCUCGACAAUACCAUUUGGUGGAAAUAUAAGGCAUUUUCUGAGGGCACGUGCGCGGUGGUGGCGGGCUCGGGCGCGGAGGCGGCGCGCAACAGCGCGUACGCCGCGUCGGCCGCCUUCGCGCAGCCCUCGGGCCUCACGCUGCGGACGGGUACCAGUCCGGAAAUAUUCAUAGCAGAUUCGGAGAGUUCCUCUAUAAGAAGAUUAGCGCUUUCGACUGGACAGGUCUCCACGCUUUGUGGAGGAGAUCGAAAUCCUUUAAAUCUUUUUGCUUACGGAGACGUUGAUGAUGUGGGCAUAGAAGCCAAACUACAACAUCCAUUAGCCGUCGCUUACUGUGAAUCAAACAAAACACUGUACGUUGCCGACACAUACAAUCACAAAAUCAAAAAAAUAGACGUUGGACCUCAAAAAGUGACCACGUUGAAUCCAACGAUGAUCGAAACGACCGACCCAGCUAAGUUCAACGAACCCUCGGGUCUCUCGACCAGUACGGAUGGAAAAUAUCUCUACAUAGCCGAUACGAAUAAUCAUAGCAUAAAAAUUCUUAAUCUAGCCAAAAAUGUAUGUCAAGAAUUCAAGGUACGUCUUCCAGAUCCAAAAUUCGCCGAACCCGAGAAUUUAAUACUGUAUAAAAAUGACUUAUUCGUGAAUCGAAAAUGCGGCAAUCUCAUAAUAUAUUUCAAUGUAAGUUUAGACGCUGAAACGAAAAGCGUUAAGUUCACACCGGGCGCGCCGCAGAACUGGCACGUUUGCGUUCGCGAUGAAAAUGAUAAGGACGUGACAAUUGACGACUUCGAAUUCGUCGGUUGUUCGUACAAAGGUACGAAGUUGCCGGGCAGAGUGGAAAUGAAGCUUAAAUUCAGAACGGAUAAGACGCAUUAUCGCUUGUAUCUCAGCUUCCAAACAGCGCUGUGCGACGCUUCCGUUUGUUUCGCUCAUUCUUUCACGAUACGAUCUACUAUUUUAGUGAGAGACUCGGUUAAAAUGAUUGAAUCUUACAAGAUAACUUGUAAAGUCAAUCCGGUAAAUCGGAAUGAUUCAAAAUCGGAAGCUGGUAAACUAUCUAGUACCUAGGAAACUCAAUUCUAUCGUUUCCAACGUAGACAAUGCAAAUAAAAAAUAUAUUUUGUUGACAUCACGCACACUAAGACAUCUAUUAAGCAUGAGCGACACUAACUCACACUAAUGCACGCCGAUACGCCGACAAUAAUUUAUCGUGGAGGGGCGCGCCUUCGUAAUUGGAUAGAUCUAUAUAGUUACUUAUAGAUGAGCUAUCAUUUACCUAAACUAAAUACCUAUUCAUAACGAUUUUUUGCAAAACUCGAAUG
Molecule: messenger RNA, 2722 nt
Organism: Vanessa tameamea
Lineage: Eukaryota; Metazoa; Arthropoda; Insecta; Lepidoptera; Nymphalidae
Product: NHL repeat-containing protein 2
Exons: 11
Coding region: 174-2468 (764 amino acids)
Molecular function (GO): protein binding
Source: RefSeq, a predicted model, not a curated record